Molecule: messenger RNA, 2144 nt
Organism: Penaeus indicus
Lineage: Eukaryota; Metazoa; Arthropoda; Malacostraca; Decapoda; Penaeidae
Exons: 2
Coding region: 237-581 (114 amino acids)
Source: RefSeq, a predicted model, not a curated record
CACACAUACACAUACACACACAUACAUACACACACAUACACACACAUACACAUACACACGCACUGAUUAAUCUUCUUUGCUGCUGGUUUGCUUUUGCUUUGAGCUGGUAUUUUGUACUGAUACUAAUCAGGGCCUUUGGUGCUGCUAUUACCAGGCAGGGAGCACCACCAGUCCCAGCUUCCCUUCAACCCACAAGGCCCCCUGCCUAUCCUUUAGUUGCAGUGCACCAAGGUGGCAUGCCCUCUUCAAACUUCCUUACCAUUCUAAGGGGAAGAGGUCCUUCUGGCCGUGCUGAUGAAGCUGCUGGAGGUGUGUCUUCUUCAAACUUCCUCACCAUCCUAAGGGGGGGAGGUCCUUCUGGCAGUGCAAAUGUUAGGUCAUUAUUCAUCCACUUACCUGGGGCAUCCACGCAAGAGGCCAUGCGUGAGAGACAGACUCAGCCUCAUCUGGUGGUGAGGGCUCAGCCUGGAACCGAACGCAACACCCUCAACCUGGCCGAAAGUGGCCCUACUCCCCGACGUCCCCUACCAGGUCGGCGAGGGCACUGGGCAAACGGCUGUCCUGAAGGAGCUUAUUUUUAAGGAAGAAGCACAUGGCCCUUGGAGGGGUGCACAUAAAUGAAAACAUGAAAUACAAGAAUACCUGAUUAGUGUAAAAAAUUAAAUAAGAGUUAUGUUAUUUUGAUAUGUAUAAUGUACCCCCUCUCUUUAGCUGUUAAUCUAUCUCGUUCUCUUCUCCUUCCUCUCCUUCUCCUCUCGCCCUGCUCCUGCUGCUGCUGCUCCUCUUCCUCCUCCUCCUCCUCUUCUGCUGCCUCCACCUCCUCCUCCUCCUCCUCCUCCUCCUCCUCCUCCUCCUCCUCCUCCUCCUCCUCCUCCUCCUCCUCCUCCUCCUCCUCAUCGCCCUCCUCCUCCUCCUCAUCGCCCUCCUCCUCUUUCUCAUCCUCCUCCUCCUCUUUCUCAUCCUCCUCCUCCUCUUUCUCAUUGUCUUCCUCCUCCUCCUCCUCCUCCUCUUUCUCCUCCUCCCCCACAAUAGAUAUUGUGAUAAAUAAUGUUAGUCUGAAGAUUUUUUCGAUAACUUAUGCUGUCUUUCAUUCCUUUUCUUUAUUAUUUUUUUGUUAUGUACAUUAUCCACCUUCUCUCUUAGAAGCAAGAUUUUACAAAAUGUAGAAUAUCACUUGCCAUACAUAGUUUUUUAGAAUGGUGUCUGCCUUGCUCUCAGAUCAUUCUGCUCCACGUCACUGGGAGUUGUGCGGCCGUUCAGAAGGGCUCUUUGUGCAAAUGCUAAUUGCAAAGGAUUCUCAUGUACUCUACCAGUGACAGAGAAUUAUUUGCAUGUUGGCGAUCAGAUGGUGCUCUAAUUAAUCGUGACACCAGUGUUUAGGUGCCAAGAUGGACUAAAGUAGCGUUGUCAACCUUGAUAGUAUUGUUUAAGGUUAUGACGUUGGAUUUUAGUUAUUUCAUUCCUUGUUUUGUUUUUUUUUCCUUUGAACCAAGGGGAAUUUCAGCAGUUGGAGAAUGGUGUUUUUCAUUAUGUGUAAUAUUAUUCUCAUUCUUAUUCUUAUUAUUAAUUAAUGAUAUUAUUAUUGUAAUUAUGAACUGUAAUAAUAAUGAUAAUUAAUAAUAAUAAUAAUAAUAUUAAAAAUGAUAAUUGAUAAUAAUGUUAGUAAUGAUAAUUGAUUAAUGUUAGUAAUGAUAAUUAAUAAUAAAUGGUAAUGUUAAUUAUAAUGAUAAUAAUGAUAGUUAUUAUUAUUAUUAUUAUUAUUAUUAUUAUUUUAUUAUUAUUAAUUAUUAUUACUAUUACUACUAUUGCUAUUACUACUUCUACUGUUGUUGUUGUUGUUAUUAUCAUUAUUAUUAUUAUUAUUAUUAUUAUUAUUGUUAUUAUUAUUAUUGUUAUUACCCUCUUUAUCAGCUUCAUUAUCAUCAUUCAUCUGUUUAUUUUUGUUGUUUAUGUUGCCCUUGUUAUUGUGAUUAUUAAUUAGGCAUAUGUAUUUUUUCAUUCUUUUUGGGGGAUAAUUGAUAUGUCUUUGUCUGCGUGCUUUGGAAUGAAGUAUUGCUGUAUUUUUAUAUAUUAAAGAAUGUGUUAAAUAUACAUCCUAAAAUAAUGUGAGCAUAUCAGUAUAUACAGAUUCUUGUUUUUUCUUG